Molecule: messenger RNA, 1554 nt
Organism: Lentinula edodes (shiitake mushroom)
Lineage: Eukaryota; Fungi; Basidiomycota; Agaricomycetes; Agaricales; Omphalotaceae
Product: cytochrome P450
Exons: 6
Coding region: 1-1554 (517 amino acids)
Biological process (GO): sterol metabolic process
Molecular function (GO): oxidoreductase activity, acting on paired donors, with incorporation or reduction of molecular oxygen; monooxygenase activity; iron ion binding
Source: RefSeq, a predicted model, not a curated record
AUGACUGUUCACGAACGUUCUGCAGUGGCUUCAAUGCCUUCAUCCACUGCUGAGGCUCUCUACAAGCUUCCUUCCACACUCCUUCCCUUUUCUGUCGAAAGUCCUUCUUGGUGGUACACGACCGCGGCUAUCCUUGUCACUAUUCUUGUUCUAGAGCAAACUGUAUAUCGAUACAAAAAGCGUCAUCUUCCUGGGGACAAAUGGACUAUACCCCUCAUUGGCAAGUUUGCCGAUUCCAUGAAGCCCACAAUGGAAGGAUAUCAGAAGCAAUGGCAGUCUGGCGCACUGAGUGCUCUCAGUGUUUUCAACAUCUUCAUCGUUAUGGCUUCCUCUAAUGAAUAUUCGCGCAAGAUUCUCAACUCUCCGACACAUGCUGAGCCUUGCUUGGUGCACUCUGCAAAAGCCAUCCUGCGGCCAGAAAACUGGGUUUUCCUUACCGGAAAAGAGCACGUUGAUUACCGUCGUUGCUUGAAUAUGCUAUUCACUCGCAGAGCCAUUGGCAUGUAUAUUGGCAUCCAGGACACUAUCACGCGUGAACAUUUCAUGACAUGGGCAGCAAAGGAUUCCAACGGAAAACCCGUUGCUCAACCCAUUAUGAUGAUUGCCCGCUACCUGAACAUGGAUACUUCUCUUCGUGUAUUCUGCGGAAACCAUAUCCCUCCACAUGCUACCAAGGAAAUCAGUGACAAGUACUGGGCUGUGACGCAGGCGCUUGAACUUGUCAACUUCCCCUUUGCUUUACCCGGCACAAAAGUAUAUAAGGCUAAGCAGGCUGCUAAAGUAGCCAUGGAUUGGUUAACACUUGCUGCGCGUAACAGUAAAAUCGCCAUCGCCAACGGUGCUGAGCCCGAAUGCUUGAUUGACGAGUGGAUGCGGAUUUGCGCCGACCCCACUUACAAAGGCAGGAGGGAUUUUAGUGACGAUGAGAUUGCUAUGGUUGUCUUCUCGUUCUUGUUUGCUUCUCAGGACGCUAUGAGUAGUGGACUCAUAUUCGGCUUCCAACACCUCGCAGACCAUCCCGAAAUACUUGCCAAAGUGCGUGAAGAACAGGAACGCGUUCGUCAGGGCAACUUCGACUCCCCCUUGACUCUUGAGUUGAUGGAUCAGAUGCCGUACCUGCAAGCUGUCGUGAAGGAGAGCCUAAGAGUCAAACCUCCGGUCACCAUGGUUCCUUACAAGACGACCAAGGCAUUCCCUAUAAGCCAAGACUAUACUGUUCCUGCCAACAGUAUGGUAAUCCCUUCAUUCUAUAACUCUCUGCAUGAUCCCGAAGUAUUCCCUCGACCGGAUGAGUUCCAGCCCGACCGUUGGUUAGACCCCAACAGCUCCGCCAACACCAACCCCAAAAACUAUCUGGUGUGGGGUAGCGGCCCUCAUCGUUGUAUCGGCGUCGAAUAUGCUAUGAUGAACAUGGCUCUUGUUCUUGCUACUGCUGCUGUCAUGUUCGACUGGGAGCACGAGAUAACACCACAGAGCUAUGAGAUUGACAUCAUCGCCACCUUGUUCCCCAGAGACGGAUGCAGACUCACACUUACUCCUCGUGCUCACGCAUAA